UCGGUAUCGGCGUUGAAAAAUCAUAGUCGGUCGACCUCUACUUGGGACCGAAGAAGGUGGGGGACAGAAACUUCUUUGCCAGUGGAGCGAGUGAUUGAAGUCUGUCCUCAUUCUGCUUCCACCACUCCAAAGACAAGGUGCUCUUUCUGUCAAUGACAGGCUCUGUGAGGUAACGCUCCAACUCAAUUUAAAAACUGCGCUGGACUACAGCCCUGCCCUCUUGGCUUCCAAGGAUUCUAGCGUAGAGGCUGUCCAUCAGACUGGGUGGCUGAUCUACUUGGACUCUUUGCACCUGGAUCUGGGUCCUCCUCUUCACUAGUCCAUUCUGCUGUGGCUCUGGGAUUUGGUUUCCUUAGUAGGUCAGACUCCUCCUUCAGCCACUCUUUUGUAUUUCUCUAGUGCUGUCUCUGAGCUGAAGGCCUAGCUCUUGUAACGUGGAUCCAGGACAGUUGCCAGCACCAGGCACUUUUGUCUCCUCGYCCUCGGAGCACCGCCUUGUCAGACUGUCCAACAUGGUCUUCCGUAAAAUGUUGAUGCCUUGAGUAGAAGAAUCCUCCUGCUGCAGCAUAAGCUUCAGCACCGACACACUGGGGAUGAUGCAUGCUGCUGUAGAGUUGGAGUGGCUCAUCUCCAGUGUCACCUCCUCCAUAGGUGCCAGAGUCUCAAUUAGGUGUCCGCUGAGAGUGCAAAGGGGACUGGGGUGUUGGAAGUAAAAAAGACUGGCAUCAAGGAGGAGCCAGUGGACAGAGAGGUGGACUCGCAGGUGAAUCGCUCAAACAAUUCGUUGGGCUCAAUCAAGAAGUUGUUUAGUUCAAUCAAAGAGGAAAAUGUUGGGGAGGACGCAAGCAUUGCAGGGAGCUAUGACCAGAUUAGAGUGGUGAAAAUAGGAGACUCACACACAGGAGAAAGGAAGAAAGAGGGAGGAGAGUAUGGGAUGGAAUACUCACACUCUCACCAAGAUGAAGGAGAGGAAGGAGGCUGUGAUGCCAUGGUAACAGAGAUUCACAGGGAAGAGAGGAUGAAGGGAAAGGGCAGAAUGAAAGAAUGGAUGAUGGAGAAAAUGAAUGUGACGGCGCAUGAGGUGGAGGUGUUUGUGAUAGAAAACUCAAAACCAGAGGAGGAGGAAUGGAGAGAAUAUGUGUUGGAGGAGGAGGAAGAGGAGGAGGAGGAGGGAUGGAGGAUAGAGGAGAGGGGAGAGGGCAGGAUGGAAGGGAUGUGGGUGAAAAAAGGGAGACGGAAAAAGCUCCCGGGGCCGCAGUGGUGGAGAUGGGAGCAAGAGAGGAAGAAAACAGAGGAAGAUGAGUGGAAGAUGAUUGCAGAGAGGGCGAGGGAGGAAGAGCGGGAGAGACAGAAAGGUCAGACUGUGGAGGAAGAAGAGAAGAAGCGAAAGAAGAAGAGGGUGGCAGGGUUCCGCUGCCCACAGUGCAGCAACACCUUCCAGUCCCGAAGUGAGUUAAUGGAGCACAAGACCGGCUGCUGCAAUGAUGCAAAAUACACCUGCCCAGUGCCACUCUGCCCCAAACACUACACAACUAAGAGGUCCCUGAGGACUCACAUCCGCUUCCACCGUGUAAAUGAUGACAAGAAGAAGAAGAAGGCAUUGGAGACUAUCCAGAAAGCCCAGGGAGCCCAGGAGCAGAAGAUGAAGGCCUAUGAUGCUUACCUGAAAGCCCAGAAAGCCCAGGAAGCGCGGGAGCAGCAGAAAAAGGCUUAUGAUGCUUACCUGACAGCCCAGGUGCAGCAGAAUCAAUACCAACCCAGCCAUAAGAAGAAAUUCUUCUGCCCACUCUGUAACAUAUACCACAGAAACCAAACUAGCCUGGACAAGCACUCUCGUUGCCAUACCAGUGUUCACAAGUUGACGUUCCGCUGCUCCUUCUGCUCCCUGGAGAUCCUGCGAAAGUACACGACGAAAAAGCACUAUGACUUGGAACACCCGGGCAGGGUCCCACACUGUGAGGAGUGUGGAAAAACCUUUAACUCGAUCGACAGCUUCCUAAAACAUCAGGUUAGACACUUGUCCGUGACACCCUACUACUGUUAUGAGUGUCGCAUCUACCAGCUGACCCAGAGGGGCCUCACUGCCCACCUGAGAAACCACUCUCUCAGACGCAACCAGGAGCAGCUAGACCAGCAGUCUGGGGAAACUCAAAAAACCUGAUAAAACAAUGAAUCAUAGUACAGCCCCUCUACACAACAACCCUGCCUCUCUACAAGAUAACCACGCCCAUCUACAAGACAUCAAAGAAGAAGAACUUAUAACCAUAGAAAUAGAAUCUCAAUCUGUGCUUUAACCCCUUUUUGUCCCAUAACCAUACCCCUCCAUCUGACAUGAAAAACUGACCAGGGAACUUUAUCAGUGACUAUUUCUGUACAGGAGAACACUGAGACUGGGAUCAAAUCCUCUAAAUAGAUCUAGUACUUGGUUUUUACAGGAGAUGAACUGUUUUAUCGAUACAGACCGAAUAGGAGAAAUUACAGUAGUAGCAGAAUCAACAACCUCUGCAUCAUCAAAACAUUUGCUUUGUGAGAAGGUGUUAAAGUUCACAGUUAGCCAUUAUGUAAAUGCCAGCUGAAAAGUACCAGUGGCCUGGCUUUGGCCCCAGGUGGGAGCAGGCCCGCCGGAGCCAGCCCAGUGAGACACGGGUACCAGCUCACGUAGAUGGAAACUGAAAAGACUGAGCCAUAUGUACAGUAUUUGUUUGUCACUGCUACCUUGAAGGCCAGGUGUCUUUAAAAUGUUGUAAGCCCUUUAUAAGCCCCAUAAUAUCCUAUAUGYUGUGCAUUUAGCCUUCUAUCCAUAAUCUGUCAUUCAUAUAGAGAGAAUUCAGUUUAAUCUUUUGUAUUCUAUACAUUUAGAUCUAUAGAGUUGUCUUACACAACAUUACCUGUAAGUAUCUUUACGUAAAAUGUGAUAGUCACACAUUUAUAAAAUGUAAUUUAGUGCUUCUGAGUUAAUGUUGGUGUUGAGAUUAUAGAGUAUAUUAUUAGACCAUUCCUGAUCCUUUGAGGUUUAAUCKAUUUUUCCUUCUGGUUCUGCACUUUUCUCUUUAUCUGCACUUGUUUAUUUCCUACAGUACUCCAGGGUGAGUAGUACAGCACUAUGGGUAGGUUUAGUGGGUGCAACAUAGCCAUAGAAAUGUUUUGUAUAGAACAAAUACUUUGUUAAACAUAUGGGAUGUCUGUCAUGUAGAAUAGGGUAUAGUGUCAACUCUAUUACAUUUCUAUCUGCAACACUCUGAAUGUUUCACCUCACUGAAUACACCCCAUGUAUACAGUAGGAACUCUCUGGUCCAAUAGGAAGCCAAGUGAACUUUCUCUGGCCAAUAGAGAUGAACCCGAAUGACACUGUAGCCCUGCCCAACAAGGAGCCCUUUGAUGUCGACUGGUUCCAUUACUGAAUGUCUGAUGCUUUGUUCUCUACACUAUUGACAUGCUCUCUGAAUAAAAKGCCUUUCUAUGGUA
Molecule: messenger RNA, 3465 nt
Organism: Salvelinus sp. IW2-2015
Lineage: Eukaryota; Metazoa; Chordata; Actinopteri; Salmoniformes; Salmonidae
Product: zinc finger protein 777-like
Biological process (GO): regulation of DNA-templated transcription
Cellular component (GO): nucleus
Molecular function (GO): RNA polymerase II cis-regulatory region sequence-specific DNA binding; DNA-binding transcription factor activity, RNA polymerase II-specific
Source: RefSeq, a predicted model, not a curated record